Heterostelium album PN500 is the source of this 825-nucleotide messenger RNA. Its product is annotated as TMEM53 family protein. NCBI's taxonomy places the organism in Eukaryota, Evosea, Eumycetozoa, Acytosteliales, Acytosteliaceae. The transcript has 4 exons. Bases 1 to 825 code for a protein of 274 amino acids. The record is from RefSeq and is a predicted model, not a curated record.
AUGACUGAAGUAUUAAAAUAUUCACCUGCUCUAGUUGGUAGCGAUAUCCCGAAUUUGACAAGCAAGUCAAAGAAUCUCAAGGAGGAAUCGAGACCUUUGGUAUUAUUAUACGGUUGGAUGGGUUCACAACCUGUCUAUCUAAAUAAGUACGCUCAACAAUGGACCCAAAGAGGUUACAAUGUAUUCGCCUAUUGUCCAAGUACUCUUGAAACAUUCUUCCCACCAUACCGUGUCAAACAAAUCAAUAAUAAAAUGCUACCAAUCGUAAAAGGAUACAUUAAGGAUCACCCACAAUGCCAGGGUAUCAUUUUCCACUGUUUUUCGAAUGGAGGUGGUUUCUACUACUCUGAAAUAAUUCAUGAAAUGGUGAAUAAUCCUGAAUUCCAACAUCUACAUCAGUUUAUGAAGGGAACCGUAUUCGAUAGUUUACCAUCGUUGUCAAUGAAUGCCGGUUUAAGAGCUGCUCGUAUCAGUGGCGGUUUACUUGUCUACCUAUUUGUAAAGAUAUUAAUGUUCCCAUUGAUGAUAUUGUUUAUGGGUGAUCAUUGGGAAAGAUAUAAAAGAAAUCUUUCACAUGAAAAGAAUGUUUGGCCACACCUUGUAAUAUACAGUAAAGAUGAUUCGAUUGUAACAGUAGAUCAAGUUGAAAUACUUAUCGAUUUGCUAAAGAAUAAGACAUUGGCAAAGAAGCCAAACUUGUAUCUGGAAACAUGCUUUGACAAUUCUCCGCAUGUCUGUCACUUGCGAACUCAUCCAAAAGAAUACGGUGAAAGUAUGGAUCAGUUAGUAGAGAGAAUUUUCCAACAUGCUACAGAAGCUGCCUAA